AUGGGCAACGAGCUCGACUACAUGCUGGAUCGAAGCUACACAGCAGCCUCGCGCCUCAAUUUUCAAUUCUAUUUAUGGAAAGAAUCACUCCAAUUCAACCUCCACCCCUCCAUCGACCUCGGCCCUGCCGGUGAGACCGUCAGAAUCGCCGAUCUAGCCACGGGCACCGCAAUCUGGCUCUGCGACCUUAUGCGGGACCCAGCCAUGACGCCAUACACUCUGCAGCUGGACGGUCUGGACGUGGACCUGAAAAAUGCCCCUGUACUUGAAUGGGUGGCGCCUUCCAUCAGUCUUCGCCAAUGGAACAUCUUUGACGAAGUCCCUGACGACCUGCGCGGAAAGUACGACGUCGUCCACCUACGCCUUCUCGUCCUGGUCGUGCAGGAGAGCAACCCUCUCCCCAUCAUCGAUAAAGUUUUCCAGCUCCUGAAACCAGGUGGAUACAUCCAGUGGGACGACCUGAACUAUCCCGACACGAUUGUGGCCAAGCCCCCCACUGCGCACCAAAGCAAUCAGGCCAGCCCAGCGUGCGAUGCAUUCGUGCAAUUUGCCCAGUCCAACGGCCGUAAUGAUUGGGUGCUGGAUCUGCCACAAUCGUUGAUGGAGGGGCAUGGUGGAUUCGUUAAUGCCGAUCUGUUUCAUUUUAUCGAUCGGCCGGAACUCUGCAAGGCGAAUGGAGACCAGUAUAUACUCGUGCUAGAGGAAUUUGCAGCUCGGCUGAAGUCUGCGGGAAAGGUGAAUGAGACGUCUCGUAUCUAUGACAUGAUUAUUGGGCUCGCUGAAGAAUCGCGACGGGGGUUCCACUUGUCUAUGCCGAGGGUGCUUUUUAUGGCCGAAAUCGACACAUCAGUCUGGUACAAAGCAGAUAUAGGCCCUCGCCUCAGCCAGCCCAUGCGGGAUAUUUUCUCUCAAUGGAGCGGUAUAAGCGAGGGUCAGCUUGAUGCCCAUCUUCACGCUGUGCGCGACAAAGCGUGGCAAUACGGCAAAUACCCCUGCGUAGGCCAGUGGAUGUUCCUGCUGCCCGGCAUUGCCAAGUUCCCCCAAUUCCCUGCUGUCAUCGAUCGCGCCCUCCAACCAAGCACAACCAUCAUCGAUCUCGGCACGGGGCUAGGUCAGAAUCUGCGUUUGUUCGCCGCGAAUGGCGUCUCUCCCUCUCAGAUGUGGGCCCUUGAUCUGAGUCCCGAGUUGUGGCAGUUAGGUUAUGAACUGUUCAACGAUGACGAUCGAAUGAAGGGUGUCUCGUUUAUCCCCGCCCAGUUCCUCACCGAUGAACCGGAGCAGCUGAAAAAGCUCCGCGGAAAGAUAGACAUCAUGAUCGCGGGGCAAUUUCUCCAUCUUUUUUCCUGGCAGGGGCAGAUUGACGCUGGAAAGCGGAUUGUUGAGCUGUCCCGGCCAGGUACCAUCCUUAUCGGAUAUCAGCAGUCGCGUCGUGCCGCGAGAGAAUACAUCCGGCCCUGGGGGAUGAUGUUUUACCAUAAUUUAGAGAGUUUUCAGAAACUCUGGGCGCUUGUGUCGGCAGAGUCAGGGACACAGUGGAAGGUUGAAGCCACCUUGGUGGAUUUGGUAGAUUGGGGUAUGGAGACCGAAGAUACCCAGUGGAUGCCGCCAGACCACCAGGGGUUGAAUUUCUAUCUCACUCGGGUGCGAUGAUGUGUGAUGUUCCGAUGAGGAGCGGAGAUCAUUUCCCUGCAGAACCUGGUUUUUCACGAGUCUCUCCACCCAGCUGAAAUAUCUUGGUUGCUGAAGACGGCCCGCUGAACUGCUGGAGAACAGAAUCCAGAACGAUCCACAUAGUUCAUUAAUUGAGCCAAUAAGUC
Messenger RNA from Aspergillus vadensis CBS 113365, 1817 nucleotides. Its product is annotated as class I SAM-dependent methyltransferase. The transcript has 4 exons. The record is from RefSeq and is a predicted model, not a curated record. Lineage: Eukaryota; Fungi; Ascomycota; Eurotiomycetes; Eurotiales; Aspergillaceae. Bases 1 to 1650 code for a protein of 549 amino acids.